AUGUGGAUAUUUGGAUCGGUCAUCAUCAGCAGCACAAAGAUGUCGAAAAGAUUCGCUCUCGGCUUCGUUCAAAAGAUGUCACAGGUGAUGGGCGGUGUUUGCCCACACCACUGCCACGAUCCAUCGCCUCUGUCUGUGGCACGGCUAAGUGGAGGGGGAACUGGUGCAGGCACGGAUCACGCUUUUGAGAUGAUUUGCUCAACGAUUCGCUUUGGAAAAGGUGUAACAUCCGAGAUUGGCUACGAUAUACGGAACUUAGGAUCGAAGCAUACGUUGGUGGUUACAGACAAGAACGUCAUUAACACCGCAGGUUUUAAAAGUGUUGCUCAAUCAUUGCAAUCACUUGGUGUGAAGUACACAGUCUUCGAUGAUGUUUUAAUUGAACCAACCGAUGAGAGUAUGCUGAAAGCGGUGGACUUCGCACGUAACGUCGGUUGCGACUCUUUCGUAGCUGUCGGAGGAGGAUCCGUUAUUGACACCACUAAGGCUGCCGCUUUAUAUUGCUCCAAUCCGGAAGCGGAUUUCUACGACUUCGUAUGUCCACCUUUUGGGAAGAAUCUUGUACCUAAGAAGCCUAUGCUUCCGUUGAUUGCUGUUCCUACAACAGCAGGAACCGGUAGUGAAACAACAGGUGCGGCUAUCAUGGACCUUCCCAAGCACCAGUGUAAGUCUGGAAUUCGACAAAGGUGUAUCAAACCUCUACUAGCGAUUGUUGAUCCGGAUAACAUAAAAAGCAUGCCUCGGAAUGUAGCGAUCUAUUCUGGUUUUGAUGUGUUGUGUCAUGCGCUUGAGAGCUACACAGCUCUUCCUUAUCACAAGCGAUCUCCUCGUCCUGCUCGACCGGAGCUAAGGCCCCUUUAUCAAGGAUCCAAUCCCAUUAGCGAUGUGUGGAGCAUGGAAGCCCUUAGGAUUAUGGGUAAGUAUUUCCGUCGUAGUGUAGCGGACAGCUCCGAUGAGGAGGCUAGGGAGCACAUGCUGUUAGCCAGUACUUUUGCUGGUGUUGGGUUUGGGAAUGCAGGAGUGCAUAUUUGCCACGGACUGAGUUAUCCCAUUAGUUCUCAAGGAAAAUCCUACUUUGAUAAAGACUAUCCGGAGACGAAACCACUUAUUCCUCACGGUUUAUCAGUUGUAACUACUGCCGUGGCUGACUUCGAAUUUCUCACUUCAUCGUGUCCGGAAAGGCAUGCACAAGCUGCUAGGCAGUUGGGCGCAGAUGUCCCGUCCAACGCAAGCGACAGCUACAUCGCCGGCAAACUUUGCGACGAACUACGCAGUUUCAUGCGAGACUUCCAAGUCCCAAAUGGUCUCGAAGCGAUGGGAUUCAAAUUCUCCGACAUUGACAAACUCUCAACUGCUGCAGUGAAUUCAGUUGUUAAUAUUGCAAUCACGCCAAAAGAGGCUGAUCGAGAAAUCAUUUCAAAAAUUUAUGAAAAAUCGUUUAAAACCGAGUCAUCUCGACUUUCGCUUGAUGUUGUACUCAAUGACUCCUUUUCUGGAAUCGUAUCAUCAAGGACAGAAAUAUUUGCUCGUAAUAUAUACAUCACUGUGGAAAUUCUAAGAGAAAAGAUGAGGUGUCUUCUGUUGGUAUUGCUUUGCAUAACAGUGAUCACCUGCGAGUAUGCAUCUGUGAACAGGUUCAAAAGAUGGACAAAUGAGGAGAGGUGUAAUGCUCCUACACAUUUACCGGGAAGGCAGUGCUUAGCUUACUUCGAGAGAUACACUUACAUCAAAGAAAAGAAUAUAUGCGAAAUGUUCAUCUAUGGUGGGUGCCGUCCAUCUCCAAACAACUUCAGUACACUUGAGAAAUGCCAGAAAACUUGCGUCAAAGGCUGA
Molecule: messenger RNA, 1833 nt
Organism: Necator americanus (New World hookworm)
Lineage: Eukaryota; Metazoa; Nematoda; Chromadorea; Rhabditida; Ancylostomatidae
Exons: 17
Coding region: 1-1833 (610 amino acids)
Cellular component (GO): mitochondrion
Molecular function (GO): serine-type endopeptidase inhibitor activity; metal ion binding; alcohol dehydrogenase (NAD+) activity
Source: RefSeq, a predicted model, not a curated record